GCGUCCCGGAGGGCGCCGGUGCCGGUGUUUCCCCACGUGUGGCGUGAACCCAGAGGGCAUCAUGUUGUGAAGAGAUGGGGGCUGCAGUGUUUCGCGCAAUCAGGAAUUUCAACCUAGAGAACCGGGCGGAACGGGAAAUCAGCAAGAUGAAGCCCUCUCCCGCCCCUAGGCACCCCUCCACCAAGAGCCUGCUGCGAGAGCAGAUGAUUCACCAUCCAGAAAUUAAGGGAGAAGUUGCUAGAAAAGAUGCCAAACUGCUGUCCUUACUAAAAGACGUGUAUGUUGAUUCCAAAGAUCCUGUGUCUUCUGUGCAGGUAAAAGAUGCCGGAACACGUCAAGAGCCAAAGGAGUUCAGAUUGGUAAAAGGCCAAGACUUUAAUAUGAUGAGUAGUAAGAACAUUCCCAAAGGCAAAAUUUCCAUCGUAGAGGCAUUGACACUUCUCAAUAAUCAUAAACUUUAUCCAGAAACAUGGACUGCUGAGAAAAUAGCAGAAGAAUACUGUCUAGAACAGAAAGAUGUAAAAUCCCUUCUCAAAUAUUUUCUUACUUUUGAAGUCAAAAUCAUCUCUCCUGAAGACAAGAAAGCAAUACCAUCAAAAUGAAGAAAAUGUUGAAAUUACUUUUCCUAUAUAUAUUCCCCAAUCCUAUGUCCUGAUUAGUUUCUUAUUUAGUUUCAAAUUACUGAGUGUUUAAAGCUCCCUUUGUGGGAGAGCAUUCUAUUUAUUGAGCUCUGCUGAAUUUUCAGGAUUGCCAGUAGAAUGAAUUUUGUUUUCUUGUAAAGUUUAAUUUGGCUUAGGUAUAUGUUCAUAUGUAAUAUCAGUAAGACAAAGCAGCACAUGUAUAAAUUAUUAUAAGUAAAGUUAAUGUGUAAUUUUAGGUACAUCAUAUCAUCAGCUUUUCAGUUGGUCAUAUGGCCUCUUGGGAAAUGUCCUGUAUCUCUCUUGUUUAACAUUCAAAGUUUUGCCGUCCAAAAUUUAUUCUUCCUAUGGAAUUGUGAAAGUAAGAGUUUUGCUACCUUUUAUGACUGUAUUUUCUUGUUAGGGCAAGGGAGACUUGACAGCGAGGUAGGAUAACAGUAUUUCCCAAAUGAACGCAGACAGGAAAGUGGACACAAAAUCAAUAGGAAGUACACUUUUAUUAUUACAGGGAAAAAGAGUUAGGACUUCUCUUGUUUUGAACUGGUUUUAUGUAUGAAAUAACUUCUUAAAAUUAAAAAGGAAUUGGUAUUUAUGAAAUUUUAGCAGUCUCUGUUUUGACAGACAGGUAAAUCCAGAAGCUUUCAGAGAAGCAGGCAGUCAUGAGAGCUGUCUGGAAAAGGAACUUCUCCGGAUUUUAUAGAGAAAUACAAGAAAAUUGUGAAGAAUGGUUAAAUCAAAGAACCAUGGUAAAUGAAAUCUGGUGACGAAUUAUAUGUAUGUUUUCUCAUUUAAACUCUGGUUGAAGGAAGAGAGGGAAAAAGUGUGAGAAGUACAAAGUGUGAUCAUUGGAAAGGACCCAGGAAAUUGCUGCUUCAUCGGUUGAACCAAUUUAUGAGUACAGAAUACACUGAGACUAGGGUCUUGAGUGAGAUCAUGUAAGUUUAGCUCUAUUGUAUUACCACCCAUGGGAUCUUGGGUAGAUUGUAUAGCCUCUUAGAGACUGAAUUAUCUCUAUAAAGUGAAUAUAAUGCUGCCUUACUUAACUCUAACAGUUACUGUGAAGGUAAAUAAUAAAGGACUGAACAAAUAGGACUUGAUUCUUCGCAGUUAAGAACAGAGCUGGGGAGGUUUCAUGACCUAUUUAGGAUUAUUCUCUGGUUUAUGACAUAGCCAGGUCUAAAAUCUAGGUUUUCAGAUUCUUAGUGGUAUGGUUUCUUUCUCCGGGGCAAAAAGAAGCAUAUUUCAGAAGAGCAGAAAGUGUAAGUUGUAGGAAUAUUGAAAAUGUGUAAGAAAAAUUCCAAGUUAUCUGUGUCCUUCUGAAGGAAGAUGGACAUUCACUGUUUCCCAGGGAUUCCCUUGGGAAUGGUCCGGAAGCUGCUGAGGAAUUCAGCAUGACGAUGGAGGGCAGCAUUUGCAAUGCUGGAAAGAGAAAUGGGCUGAGAUAGAAAAUGUUAAGCUUGUUUUCAACUGCAAUUUCAUUAUGUGAAUAAACUACCUUGUUGAUAUUUGGUUCAAAACCGUUCUUUAAGAAAACUGUAUAAAAUUGCAUUUUAAAGCUCUGGUAAAUCAGUCAUCAAAACUGUUUUCCUUUAUGAAAUAAAGGUCAAUACUUGAAUUACUAAUACUGCUAUUUCUGAGCCAUCUUCCCUGUUCAGAUCUACGCACCAUGGUUAGUCAUCUGUAAAUCUGGCUGUAAAAUGGUGUCACAUGAUAAAAUAAAGUACUUCCCAUAUCUUUCA
Messenger RNA from Suricata suricatta (meerkat), 2377 nucleotides. It is a transcript of the gene NDUFAF4, whose product is annotated as NADH:ubiquinone oxidoreductase complex assembly factor 4. The record is from RefSeq and is a predicted model, not a curated record. Gene Ontology annotation, cellular component: mitochondrion. Lineage: Eukaryota; Metazoa; Chordata; Mammalia; Carnivora; Herpestidae. The transcript has 3 exons. Gene Ontology annotation, biological process: mitochondrial respiratory chain complex I assembly. Bases 75 to 602 code for a protein of 175 amino acids.